CAGCCACCCUGAGCAAUGGCGCCCAAGCGGAAGGGUGGCAACGGCCGGAAGAAGACCGUCCUCCUCCCGAUCGUCAAGGAAGACGCCCGCUAUGUGUGCUUCUCAAAGCGCAAGCGGGGGCUGUUCAGCAAGGCCAGCGCGCUGUCCCUGCUCACCGGCGCCCAGGUGGCCGCCGUCGUCUUCUCGCCCAGCGGCAAGGUCUUCUUCUUCGCCCACCCCUCCGUCGACGCCGUCGUCAACCGCUUCAUGGCGGGGGACGCCGCGUUGGUCAAGGCCGCCGCCGCCGACAACGGGUUGCAGACGCUGCAGCUGCAGCACGGCGAGAUGCGCUCCGAGCUGGCGGACCAGAAGAAGCGGAAGAAGCGCGCUGAGGAGGCCCUGGACAAGGAGCGCGCUGCUGGGGACCAGAUUGCCUCGUGGCUCCACCCCGACGCGCGCGACAUGGGGCAUGACGACAUGGCAGCCUUCGCCGCCGCGCUCUUGCAGGUCCAGGCCGCCGUCUCCGGACGCGCCAACCAGGUUCUCGUCGAGGCCUUUCGCGUCGACAUCAGCCGUAUGCUCCAGGUGCCCCCGCCGCCGCCCCCUCCGCUCCAGCUCUUCGGUGCCAGCACCUUUGAGUUCGGUAGCAGCAGCAGCAGCGCCAACGCCGGGAUGGAGAUGCCACCGCCGCCUGACUUCCCCGCAGUGAUGGGGAUGCAGCAGUUGGUUAUGGAGAUGCCACCGCAGCCAGGGUUCGAGGGAGGGAUGAAGAUGAUGCCGCUGCAGGAGUUCGUCGCCGGGAUGCAGAUGGUGCAGCAGCAGGGGCUCGGGCCGAACGCCGACUUCCCCUACUGAGGAGAAGAAAGACACCAGACAGAGUCCGAUCGAGUCGGAGUCUCAGUUACUAUAAUCCAAAUAAAUCGUGCAAGAUCCAUGUAAGAUCCAUCUACGUGGGUCCAAGAUCUAUGCAUUAGUUGUUUCAAUCAAUUAUAUUUAUGGCAUUGUAAUCUUUUUUGUAUC
This is a messenger RNA of Triticum urartu, 999 nucleotides long. RefSeq lists its product as uncharacterized. Gene Ontology annotation, molecular function: DNA-binding transcription factor activity, RNA polymerase II-specific; RNA polymerase II cis-regulatory region sequence-specific DNA binding; protein dimerization activity. Gene Ontology annotation, biological process: regulation of transcription by RNA polymerase II. The record is from RefSeq and is a predicted model, not a curated record. Lineage: Eukaryota; Viridiplantae; Streptophyta; Magnoliopsida; Poales; Poaceae.